AUGAUUGAGAUGUUUGAAAUGAUAAGGGGUGUCAAUUGGGUAGACAAGAAGAAGCCUUCCCCACUUAAUGGAGGGAUCAGUGACCGGGGUGGGGAAGGGGCAUUGACUGAAGUUCCUGUUGCUGGCGUUUCCCUCAUCAACAAAGCCAAUAAAACAGAGAUUCUGAUUGGGAGCCGUCUCGUUCUGGAGUGUGAAUUGAGCCGAGGUACAGGACCCUUCUUUCAAUGGUACUUUCAGCAGGAAGCCUUAAACAAUGCUAGUGGAAAUUACAACUUUAGCUCAGACAGGAGAGAGCUGGACAUUGAAUCCUUCCAGUCGCAGCACCAAGGCCGAUACCAGUGCGGCGCGAUCAACAGGGCGCCCAGUGGAACGAUAUUUAAUGUGACCAGUAAUUUCAUCGACCUCACAGUGCCAGCACAGGCACACAGCGCUGAGAUGGCAGUACUCAUUGUCCCACUGUUUCUGAUCCUUUCUCUCAUCACAUUGCUUCCCAUUAAACUCCGGAACAGGAAACAAGCUGAUUCGUCCAGCAGUUCCCAGCAGCACAGGGAGGCGAUGGGAAAUCGAACUGAGGGCACGAGUGAGAACAGACCCGUAGGAAAUUUUGAAUACGCAACUAUCAGGCCAAGUCGAAUGAACGAUGACUCCAAAACAGAUGGCAGCUUGGUGUACUCGGUCAUCACCAUCUCAAAGCCAAGAAACGCUGCUCGCUCUGAUGGUGCAUCAGGAGGGAAACAUACUGACCAAGAGGAGCAGCAACAAUCCUGCAUCACAUACGCUACCCUGAGGCACACAGAUACAGGAGGGGAGGAGGAACCAGGCCAAGAUGAAGAAGGAAACAUUUAUGCCAACCUUCCACGGAUAUCGUGAGACAGCACAGAAGAAAGCCUGUGACGCUUCACAAACAAAUCAAUCGUAAUCCUACCUUCCAGCAAAUAAGGGGAACAAGGAAGAGAAGGCGGAGCUAUGUCACAUGUCUACGGCUAGGUUAGGCUAGACUUUGUGUCAAUUUCAGUCAGCAAGA
Hemiscyllium ocellatum (epaulette shark) is the source of this 1024-nucleotide messenger RNA. RefSeq lists its product as uncharacterized. The record is from RefSeq and is a predicted model, not a curated record. The coding region runs from base 1 to 870 and encodes 289 amino acids. Lineage: Eukaryota; Metazoa; Chordata; Chondrichthyes; Orectolobiformes; Hemiscylliidae. The transcript is spliced from 8 exons.